This is a messenger RNA of Orbicella faveolata, 8045 nucleotides long. RefSeq lists its product as uncharacterized. Gene Ontology annotation, molecular function: ATP hydrolysis activity. Lineage: Eukaryota; Metazoa; Cnidaria; Anthozoa; Scleractinia; Merulinidae. The record is from RefSeq and is a predicted model, not a curated record.
CGCCGAACUGAAAGACUCAUCCUACCAACUCAUGUUUGUGGGAGCACCAGCAGGAAAAGAGGAUGACGUGGCAGUAAAGUUACUCGAGUAUGGUAUCCCCCCAAGUCAGCUAACUGUUCGCCGCUUUAAGGAAAGUAGGGAAGAGCUAGCCAAAUUGUUCUGUGAGGUAGAUCUGGCAAUCAUGCCAUCAAGGACUGAAGGCUUUGGCUUGACUGCUCUAGAAGCUCUAUCUGCUGGUCUUCCUGUUCUUGUGAGUGAUAACUCAGGACUUGGAGAUGCUUUGAAGAAAGUUCCCUCAGGUUUCUCUCAUUUAGUGGAUUCAGAAGAUCCCAAAGAAUGGGCCAAGGCUAUCAAAAUUGUCCGUCAAAAAGACAGAGAGGUGCGACUUGAAGAUGCCAACCUUCUUCGUGAAAAGUAUGCUGCGAAGUACAGCUGGCAGAAACAGUGUGGUGAUCUUGUGGAAAAGAUGCUGCAUCUUACUUUUGGUUCUGGCCAGCCUUCAGCAGUGGAUAGCAGUCUAUCACUCUCCCAUGGAGCUUGUGCAGCACCUGAAGAACCCGUCGGUGCAACAUUUCAUCUUGAAGAAGAAGAAGAAGGAGGGAUCAAGCAGGACUUCUGUCAGGGUCGAUCUGUAGGUACUGGGCAUUCAUUGACAGUGGAUUGUAAUCCAGUACUUUCCCUUGUACCUUCUCGAAGUUUUAAAAAACGCACUCAUCUAGAAGAAAGCAGGGCACAUCCUUCAAAAAGGGGCAAAAGGCUGCUAGCCAAUGUUUCUCAACCUAGGGACCAUGGCAAAGGUUUUUCCAGCACUGGCCAGCCUUCAGCAGUGGAUAGCAGUCUAUCACUCUCCCAUGGAGUUUGUGCAGCACCUGAAGAACCCGUUGGUGCAACAUUUCAUCUUGAAGAAGAAGAAGGAGGGAUAAACCAGGACUUCUGUCAAGGUCGAUCUGUAGGUACUUGGCAUCCAUCGACAGUGGAGUGUAAUCCAGUACUUUCCGGUGUACCUUCUCGAAGUUUUGAAAAACCGACUCAUCUAGAAGUUCUUCACGAAGGUUCUGUAGAAAGCAGAGAACAUCCUCCAAAACAGGGUAAAAGGUGGCUACCCAGUGCUGUUUCUCAACCUAAGGAGCAUGGCAAAGGUAAAUUUAAUUCUCGUUUUUUCCGUAAAAUUCUGGAAGAUGAAUACAUCAGACGUUCUAAUUUGAAACCACUUCUUUGGGAGAACACCAUCCAAUUGCCUAUUGAUGAAGUCUACACCAGGUUGGAAGUCAAAUGGAGAAGAACAAAUACUUUUCAACUCACGGAUAAAGAGAUUCACAUGUAUGAAAGUUUUAACCUUAACACGCAACAGGAGAAAUCGGGCGGGUAUCAAAGACUCUACUCCAAGUCUGGGAAGAGAAGUCAAGAAAAGGCCAGGAUGGUGCUUGUAGAGGGAAGCCCUGGCAUCGGCAAGACAACUUUCUGCUUAAAAAUAGCAAAUGAUUGGGCAAGAAAAGCAAUACCCAAGAAGCAUGAUUUUCCUGUGUUCGAGCUGUUGUUACUUCUGAAAUGCCGUGAUAUGGAUGGAGAUACAAUGCAAGCCAUCGACGACCAAUUGCUACCGGAGGACAUAACAGAAAAGAGGAAAAAACAGCUACUGGAUUAUAUCAAGGAUGAGAAGAAGCAGGAAGAGAUUCUUAUAAUCUUGGAUGGCCUUGAUGAGUUGCCACAAGUAGCAGAGCAAUUUGUUGAUAAGCUGUUGAGAAGAAAAGUUUUGUCACGUUGUUCUGUUUUAGCCACCUCGCGUCAAGAGAAGGGAAUUGAAUUUCGACAACAGAAGGGAAUUGAAUUUCGACAACGUCACGUCUUUGACACCCUUUUGCAGAUUAAUGGGUUUACCACUGAAGAUGCUUCUGAGUACAUCAGAAAACAUUUCGAAAAUGUUGAUCCGGUAGAUUUGGAGAAAGGAGAACACCUGAUUAAAGCUAUUCAAGAAAACAUUUCUCUGCAUGCACUGCGGGACAAUCCACUGAAUUUACUUCUUCUCUGCAUCGUUUUUGAAGACCAUGAAGGGAAACUGCCAUCUAACCGGACCAAGCUUUAUCAUAUCAUUUAUCAAUGCCUGCUGAGGAGAUUUUGCUCAAAACAUGACAUGGAAGUUGACAAAGAAGACGACAUGGCUUUGGAGAAACGAUUUGAAGAUAGCACGUUGAUAUUGGGAGAGUUGGCUUGGAGAUGUCUCCUAAAAGAACGUCCUUCUUUCUUACAAGAGGAACUGGACAAGCUAGAAAAAGUGAGAACCAAUGGCAGAGGUGUUUCAGCUGCCAGAGUGGGCCUUGUUUUCAUGGAAGCCAGUGUCAAGAAGCUCAAUCCAAAACACGAGUAUCAUUUUCUUCACAAGACGUUUCAAGAGUUUUUAGCUGCUGCAUACCUAAUACACUUGAUGAAAGAAAACAUCAACGUUUUUGACAACUUUCAAUUACACAAGGGUGAUAUCACUGGUAAAUACCGACAAGUAUUUUUGUUUGCUGCUGGUAUUCUGGGCAAGGAUGGAGCCAUGUUUUUCAAUCAGAUUGGAGAGAUUCUCUGCGGGAAGUGGUUUGGCCGUUGUCUUGAAGGAGAUGGCCAUUUCAUAUUUGAACUUCUGAAUGAGAGUGGAGCUGCCAAUGAUUUGGCGAUGGCUGUUUGUCGCUCUAUUAGUAUACCUCAGAGUUUACAAUUGAGCUUCAAAGAUCAGCUCAUUUUAAGACUAGUGCGAUAUGCAUGCAAAACCUCCUCACAUGCCAGUAAUAUAGAACCAUGGUGGCUUCAUAAACUAAGCCUAACUGAAGCGCAUGCUCUCGACGAGGACAGUGCAAAGGAUUUGCAUUGCAUUCUAGAGAACAGUAAAACUUUAAAAGAUCUUGUUAUUUCUACUGACAUGACAUGUUUAUUGGCAAGCACUCUGUUGAAAGGUUUGUCAUCUANAGAGGAACUGGACAAGCUAGAAAAAGUGAGAACCAAUGGCAGAGGUGUUUCAGCUGCCAGAGUGGGCCUUGUUUUCAUGGAAGCCAGUGUUAAGAAGCUCAAUCCAAAACACGAGUAUCACUUUCUUCACAGGACGUUUCAAGAGUUUUUAGCUGCUGCAUACCUAAUACACUUGAUGACAGAAAACAUCAACGUUUUUGACAACUUUCAAUUACACAAGAGUGAUAUCACUGGUAAAUACCGACAAGUCUUUUUGUUUGCUGCUGGUAUUCUGGGCAAGGAUGGAGCCAUGUUUUUCAACCAGAUUGCAGAGAUUCUCUGCGGGAAGUGGUAUUGCCAUUGUCUUGAAGGAGAUGGCCUUUUCAUAUUUGAACUUCUGAAGGAGAGUGAAGCUGCCAAUGAUUUGGCGAUGGUUGUUUGCCGUUCUAUUAGUUUACCUCAGAGUUUAGAAUUGAGCCUCAAAGAUCAGCACACUUCAAGACUAGUGCGAUAUGCAUGCAAAGCCUCCUCACAUGUCAGUAAUAUAGAACCAUGGUGGCUUCAUAAACUGAGCCUACCUGAAGCGCAUGCUCUCGACGAGGACAGUGCAAAGGAUUUGCAUGGCAUUCUAGAAGACAGUAAAACUUUGAAAGAUCUUGUUAUUUCUACUGACAUGGUUUAUUGGAAAGGUUUAUUGGAAAGCUCUCUGUUGAAAGGUUUGUCAUCUAAUUCGUCCCUGUCUUCGUUGACUCUCAAAACAUUUAGGAGCAUUCCCGCAGAUGUGGCUGACAGGUUGGGAACAGGAUUGUCAUCAUGUAAUUCACUAACAACUGUAAAGUUGAAACUAUUUAGUAACAGUACUGCUUGGGCCGGUGAUGUCAGCGGCACUGGAUUGUUGAAAAGCACACAGUUGGAGUCAGUCGACCUGAAGUAUUACGAUGUUCCAGAUAGCACAGCUGUUCACGCCUUUAAACUGUUGUUAUCCAAGAGAUCGCUCAUCUCUUUCACAUUGACCCUUUUUGGCGAUAUGGAGGACUGCUUGGCUUCUGCUUUAAGUGAGGGACUUUCAGAAGAAACCACUUUGAAGUCUUUCACUGUCGUCAUCCAUGGAAGUGUAAGCAAUCAUGGGGCCACUUUGCUUGCAAACGGUUUUCUACUAAACAGAACUUUGCACUCUCUAGCGUUAAAAGUUCUUGGCGAUUUGCCAGAACAUUGGACAAGAGUGGUUGAUAAGAUUCACGAACUGACAGCAACCAAGUCUUGGAAAUCUCUUACACUCCAUCCAAACACGAAAGGCAAAUUUGUAGAUGCUUCAUUUUCCCUUCUUGAUCCGAUCUCAAGAGUUGGCCUCUUAGAAAAGACCUUGACCUUAAAUUUGUGGGGCGAGUUGAGUGUCCAUAACGUAGACAUCCUUGGCGGUCGCUUGCUACAAACUUCGCCAUUAUCCAGGCUUACAUUGAAUGUCAAUGGUAAAGUGAGCAAUAACGUUGCUGAUCGUCUGACAAACUUUUUUGUUACUAGCAAUGUACACCUUUCACUGACCAUUAACCUGAGUGGUGAAAUUACGAGUUGUGGACAAACUGCCCUGCAAAGGUUGCACAGAGAAGGUCAACUGCAGUCUUUCAUUCUAAACGUGGAUGGUUUGGCGACAGAAGACUGGGAAUGUUUAAGUGCUCAGAAUAAUUGUACAACUUCAUCUGCACUUUCGAUUGACAUCAGUAACUUAACACCGCAUGAAGUGAGGGAAAUCUUUUUAGGAAGCAAGUCACUUACUCAGUUAAGUUUUCCCGUAGACAGCCACCUUCAUUUAGUCCACAACUACGCUGGCACAGAAUUAAAAGGCAGCUGGGGGUACGGUCUGGAUGAAGGUUUGUCGCAAAAUAAGUCAUUGACUAAAUUCAGUCUUGAAGUAAACGAUCACGCUGACACAUCAGGCAUUUGGGGAAACGGUCUGGGUCAAGGUUUGUCGAAUAACAAGUUAUUGACUACAUUCAGUCUUACAGUCCACAACUACGCUCACGCAGAAACCAGCUGGGGAAACGGUCUGGGUCAAGGUUUGUCGAAUAGCAAGUCAUUAACUACAUUCAGUCUUACAGUCCACGACUACGCUGGCACAUCUGGCGGCUGGGGAUGCGGUCUGGGUGAAGGUUUGUCAAAUAACAAGUCAUUGACUACAUUCAGUCUUACAGUCCACAACUACGCUGACACAGUAGGCAGCUGGGGGUACGCUCUGGGUGAAGGUUUGUCGAAUAACGAGUCAUUGACUACAUUCAGUCUUACAGUCCACGAAUACGCUGGCACAUCUGGCGGCUGGGGAUACGGUCUUGAUCACGGUUUGUUAAAUAACAAGUCAUUAACUACAUUCAGUCUUACAGUCCACAACCACCCUGGCACAUUAGGCAGCUGGGGAUACUGUCUGGAUCAAGGUUUGUCGAAUAACAAGUCAUUGACUACAUUCAGUCUUACAGUCAACAACUACGCUGACACAAGAAUAAGGUGUGGAUAUUUUCUGUUUCAAGGUUUGUCGAAUAACAAGUCGUUGACUACAUUCAGUCUUACAGUCCAUGACUACGCUGACACAGAAGGCAGCUGGGGGUACGGUCUUGGUCAAGGUUUGUCGAAUAACAAGUCAUUGACUACAUUCAGUCUUGCAGUCCCCAACUUUGCUGACACAGAGGGCAGCUUGGAAAACGGUCUGAGUGAAGGUUUGUCGAAUAACAAGUCAUUAACUACAUUCAGUCUUACAGUCCACGACUACGCCGUCACAUCUGUAGGCUGGGGAUACGGUCUUGGUCAAGGUUUGUCGAAUAACAAGUCAUUGACUACAUUCAGUCUUACAGUCCACAACUAUGCUGACCCAGAAGGCAGCUGGGGAAACGGUCUGAGUGAAGGUUUGUCGAGUAACAAGUCAUUAACUACAUUCAGUCUUACAGUCCACAACUACGCUGACACAACAGGCAGCUGGGGAAAGGCUCUGGGUGAAGGUUUGUCGAAUAACAAGUCAUUGACUACAUUCAGUCUUACAGUCCACAACUUCGCUGACAGCAAAUGCAGCUGGGGAUACAAUCUAUCUGACAGUUUUGCAAAACGUUGUUCAUUGACAACCCUCAGACUUGCAAUUGAUGACCACGUUGGUAUAACUAGAGAUCGUUACUACCUCUGGUGUAAAUCUUUGGAAGAAAUUGAGUCAUUAACUUCACUUAGUAUUUCAGUAAGCUUCUAUGGAGAAGACAGUGUUAAACUAAACUAAAGCAUAAGAACAAAUUCAAAUUCUCAUUGUACUUUCAUGGGCUGCAUGGAAAGCGAGCUACCCUGGAAAUUUCUGAAUGGAAUUUUGUAAAGAUCUGUCUUCUGGUUAAAUUGUACAUGCCUAAACAGGUGGCUCAAUCGAGUAGGUGGUGUUUUACUCUGCUCUCACUUUGUAUUAAAAGCCAAUCAAAAUCCAACCCAUAAUGGAACCCUAGAGAGUAUCUUAUUUUGUCAAGCUUGUGCAGUAAGAAACAAGGACUCGAGAACCGAGAUUCAUAGUUUGGCACAUGUGGAAGCUAUAUCUAUGGUGUGACCUAAAGUGUCUCACUGAACCACAUACAUCGCAGCAUUCUUGGACUACUAUUUGUACAAGCAGAACGACUGAGGCCCAUAUUCCAAGGAAGAUUUUGGUGGAUUUAAAGAAAAAUUUCGAAUUCAGUGCUGAAUGUCUUAUUAUGCACGUACACUUAAUUCAUUUCCAGUUAAGAAAAAUAAAUGAAUACAAUUAAGACUAAUGCGCGGGUAGCAAUAGGCUAACAUAGGCGAAUCAGUUAUGAACAGGAUAAUUAGUUAAUAACAAAAUAAUAACUAAACAAAAAGAGACAAAGAAAAUAUGUGCAUUACUAUUAUUUGGCACGAAGGCUUUAUUUGGCACACACGCAUGAGUUAUAUACUCACAGCCGAUUGUUUGAUAAAUGAUGGAAUUAAUUUUUGUGAUGCUUGGGAGUCGGAACAUACAAACAAAUUGUAAUAGGAAAUAUAGCCUCUACCGCAAAUUGUAUGGCUUGCACAUGUGCCGAACCAUGAACUCUUACUUUGGGGCUGGUUUUCUACAGCACAUAAUCAAACACAGAUGCAGCAAUGUGGUUGUUAGACGCAAAGGAUGUAGCCAUGUGAAAGAACUUCUGGCUUUUUUCAGCAUACAGUGAAAACCCACUUAUAAGAGCCGAAAAUUUAUGAACCUGUAAGGCUAAAAUUUCUCAGUUAAGCGCCCUUCACAUAGGAACCAUUUUCGGCUAAAAUUUCAAUGCAGGUCGUUAUUUUCAAAUUAUAGAGUUUUUUCAAAUAUAAUACAGGCAUCAGGGUGAGAUUAUUUUCUUUUACUGUGGCUUCUGCCUGUCAAGAAAAAUGUGUGAAUUAUUCACUAUAAAGGCCAUACCCAUGAGAACAAGUUGUUUUAUAAAAAAAAAAAAAAAAAAAAAAAACGAAAAUUAAGAACCUAGGUGGCCUGACAUCCAACUUGAAAAAACCUAUUGUAGGUUCUUAUAUGUGGGUUUUUACUGUAUUAUGUUGUAUGUUAAACUUGAUGCUUUUUGGUGUGAUAUUUGUUUUAAACCUGUAGAAUACUGUUUGAAAAGAACUGUUUGUUGUGCGACUUGAAGUACAGGGUAUUUGUAAAUACACAUACGUGAAGCUUUGUACUAAGUGCUUUGAUGUCAAGCAUGUCAAAGCAAUAUAAAUUUGCCAACUUGUAACCUAAGGAAUUGCAAUUUUUUUGCAGCUUUUCUUUUGAGAAGAAAGGGAAAUUCUCAUUUCCUAUUUUUGUAGAGUUCUUAAUCAAACUCCUUUGAACUUUGAACAUUUACAUUAAGGAUUACUGUAUCCUUAAUCAGGGGAACUGAAGAACAUUUAUUGCCAAUAAUUACUAAUAACAAAUAUAUAUUAGAGUUGAGAGGAUUACACUAAUCCUCUAAAACCUUGUUUUGUAUCAGAACAAAAAAACAUGAACAUUUACAGCUGGACAGUUACUACUAAGUAAUAAAGAUGCACUCGGCAUACUCAAAGGUUAUAUCCCACUAAGAAAGUGGAGUAACAAAAUUGUAUGUAGUAGAACGAGAUGCAUGAUCUCAAUAAAUGAUUUGUAUUUUUCA